Messenger RNA from Gaeumannomyces tritici R3-111a-1, 1875 nucleotides. Its product is annotated as DNA polymerase kappa. The coding region runs from base 1 to 1875 and encodes 624 amino acids. The transcript has 2 exons. The record is from RefSeq and is a predicted model, not a curated record. Lineage: Eukaryota; Fungi; Ascomycota; Sordariomycetes; Magnaporthales; Magnaporthaceae. Gene Ontology annotation, biological process: error-prone translesion synthesis. Gene Ontology annotation, cellular component: nucleus. Gene Ontology annotation, molecular function: DNA-directed DNA polymerase activity; damaged DNA binding.
AUGGCCGAGGCCGAGGACACAGGAAAUGGCGCUGUCACUAGCGGUGGCGAGGGGCAGCACGACACACUGAAAUACUCGCUUCUCGGGCCUUCUCUGCUCAAGGCCGGCCAGGACUCUGUCGAUCAGUCCAAGAUAUCUGAAAUCAUCUACAAUGCGUCCAAGGGGUCCAAGUAUUUCGCUCGUGAGGCGGAGCGGGACCAGAUCCUGACGGAGAAGAUCGAACGCAUCAACCAGAAGAAGGUGCACCUAGACACACUAGACCUGUCACGGGAUGUCCGAGUCGCCGAUUCCUGGAUCGCAGAGCGCGAGCUGUGCCGGGACCUGAGCCAGUACAUUGUCCACGUCGACGCCGACGCAUUUUACGCCGCCUGCGAGCUGCUGGAUCGGCCCGAGCUGGCCGACGUGCCCUUCGCCGUGGGCGGCGGCGUCCUGACGACGUGCAACUAUGUCGCCCGCAAGUUCGGCAUCCGCUCGGGCAUGGCCGGCUUCGUCGCCAAGAAGAUAUGCCCGGAGCUGGUGCUCUUGAAGCUCAACUUUGACAAGUACAACGCCAAGGCCGCCGAGGUGCGCGAGGUGCUGGCCGAGUACGACGCCCGGUUCGAGAGCGCGAGCAUCGACGAGGCCUACCUCAACAUCACGCAGUAUUGCGCGGACCACGGCAUGGGCCCAGCCGAUGUCGUGCAGCAGAUGCGCGCCGAGGUCCACCGGCGGACCAGCAUCACCGUCUCGGCCGGCAUCGCGGCCAACGCGAAGCUGGCCAAGAUCUGCUCAAACAUGAACAAGCCCAACGGCCAGUUCGUCCUCCCCAACGAGCGCCCGGCCAUCAUGGAAUUCAUGGGCAGCCUCCCUUGCCGCAAGGUCAACGGCAUCGGCAGAGUGCUGGAGCGGGAGCUCGCAGCCAUCGGCGUCGUUACCUGUGGCGACGUCUACCCGGAGCGCAAGUACCUGACCAAGCUCUUUGGCGAGAAGGCCUUCAGGUUCCUGGUCGACUGCUACCUCGGGCUUGGCAGGACCAUCAUCCGGCCCGCCGAGGAGUACGAACGGAAAAGCGUCGGCACGGAGAGCACCUUCUCCGAUAUCAGCGGCGGCCAGAAGCUUCGGGAGAAGAUGCGGUGGACCGCCGGGGAGCUCGAGAAGGACAUGAAAAAGGCCGAAUGCAGGGGGCGGACCCUGGUCUUGAAGGUCAAGCUCGCCACGUUCGAGGUUCUCACCCGGCAGGUCAUCCUCCCGAGAUCCAUCCAGCUUGCCGACGACCUCUACAAGUUUGCGCUGCCGAUGCUCGCCAAGCUGGAGAAGGAGUUUCCCCGCCUCACCUGUCGCCUCCUCGGGCUGCGCUGCACCAACCUUGUCAGCACCAAAAAGCCAGACACCAUGUCAUUCUUCGGCCUCAAACCAAAUCGAGCCGAUUCCGCCCAUGGAGAGCGGCAGCACAGCCCCUCUGGCCCGGGCGGCUUCGGCGAUGCCUCUCUGGUCGGGGACGACGGCUGGGAGCAAUGGCCUGCCGAGGAACUUGAUACGCCUGACCCAGAUCAGCAGAGGCCGGAGCUACAAGAGGCGAGCCCGUCUCGCAGGCACGGAAAAGAGAUAGCCCCAAACCCCACACCAGCACUCAAACAGCCUCCACCCGCGGAGGAGUGGUGGGACUGUCCGAUAUGUGGCCGUCCGCAGAGCCCGAACGACAAAGAGUUCAACGAGCAUAUCGAUGCGUGUUUGUCGAGACAAGCAAUACGAGACACGGUCCAACAAGAGACGCGAGAACGGUCCGCAAGCGAGGUCCCGGCGCCGGAGCCCAAACGUGCCAAGUCUCUCACCGAACGGAAACGCACAAGAGGCGGCUCGGCUGACCCGAGGCAGAAGCGCCUAUGUUUUGGAUGA